AUGCGCCAGAAGCUUGGCAUGUCUUCUGAGGAUCAUGCUGUUGCUGCUGGUCAGGAGGCCAGCACUCUUGAUGACCAUCAUCACAUAGGGAAGUCUCAAAACUCACCUUUGCACAUCACAUUCUUCUCCAAAAUGUACUCCCACGAUCCAGCUUGCACGGAUUUUGUACCAAACCUCAAGAUUCACUUACUUCACUGUAUGCAAUUGACUCUUCUCGCUCCUAUUGUUUCCGAGCGUCACCUUAAUGAUCCCUCACCAAACCAGCAACCUUCCAUUCAAGUCAUAUUAAAAAAUGACAGAAUAUAUAUUCACAACAUCUUUUGCAUCAACUACACAACAUACAAUAUCCGCCAAGCACAAGAUGUUGUUAACCCACGCACGGACCAUUGCAAUAUCAUGUUACUAGCUCCUCUGGAUGGAUUUGACACCAAUCUGCGACGCCCCUCCCACCCAUUCUAUUAUGCUCGUGUCUUGGGCAUUUACCACACAAAUGUUGUAUGUACUGGUCAAGAAGUCACAACUUAUUACACGUGUAAGAUGGAAUUUCUAUUCGUGAGGUGGUACAAAUUGUGCGGUCCUUUGAACAGAGAAACAGACUCAGGCUGGUACAAACUCAACAUGCUACAUUUUGUUCCCAUAGCUGAAGAUGAUGCUUUUGGCUUUGUCAACCCAGCCGAUGUUCUGCCGAGCUGCCACCUAGUACCAGCAUUUCACGAAGGGAAAUUACAUCCUGAUGGCAUUGGGAUGUCCAACUUUGCUCAGGAUGCACAAGAUUGGAAAAAGUACUAUGUUAAUUGGUUUGUAGAUCAAGACAUGAUGAUGCAGUAUCAUUGGGGCUUGGGGAUCGGCCACACAUAUGCCUGCGGUGAAGCAUCUGAAGGCAUCAACAGACUUGGGGUCUUUGCCACAAACGACUUCAUGGUGUUCCUACCCAGCAGCAGUAUGAUGUGA
This is a messenger RNA of Serpula lacrymans var. lacrymans S7.9, 951 nucleotides long. RefSeq lists its product as uncharacterized. The record is from RefSeq and is a predicted model, not a curated record. The coding region runs from base 1 to 951 and encodes 316 amino acids. The transcript is spliced from 3 exons. Lineage: Eukaryota; Fungi; Basidiomycota; Agaricomycetes; Boletales; Serpulaceae.